Arabis nemorensis is the source of this 456-nucleotide messenger RNA. The record is from the annotation of a GenBank genome assembly. NCBI's taxonomy places the organism in Eukaryota, Viridiplantae, Streptophyta, Magnoliopsida, Brassicales, Brassicaceae.
AUGAGCCGUCGAUCGCAAUAUAAUUGGCCAUGGAGCCUCCUCGGUGGCCAUCGUACGCUUCGGAGAACCACCUCUGGUGCGAUUACGAAAUACCAAGCCGCGGCAAAAUUCUCACUUAUGGUGAAAUCGGAUUUGCAACGCAUCAAAUCUGAUGAGAUCCCUAUGGAUCUUCCCUUUACUACAGCUGCGAUGAUUCUCCUUGAUCCGACUUUGAGUUUCUCUCAUCAGUGGCGGAUACUCAGACCUGGGGGGAUUUACUCAAUAAAUUUACCUCAAUCACGGUGUGAGGAUCGUGUCUCUGAUUGGCUCUCAAUCAGUGAAUGGAUCUCAAUCAGGGGAUUCAAUCGGAUUAUCAUGGAUUUGCAGAGGAGAUUGGGUGACAGAGGAAGGAUCUCGUUUCCAUGUCAAUCUGGUGUGCCCACGAAUGGCGUUCUUUGGGAAGAUGAUUGCGGCUGA